AGGGCGCACCGCGGCGCGCGGGUCCGCGGCCAUGUUGCGGUAGUUUGUUGUUUUCUUCCCGCGGAGGCGAAGGGGCUGCCGGGGACCGCGACGCGCCCGGCCUCGCCUCUGCGUCCUCCUCGCUCCGGUCCUGGCACGCGGUCUGCCCCCGAGCCCCCGUCCCCGUCCUCCGCCACCAGUCCCGGGGCCCGGACCAGGCCCGUCGGCCCGCCAGCUGGCUUGGUGGGGCGAGGCUGAAGGCCGGGCCCAGCGAGCACCAUGGCGGCCGCCCUGGGAGCGGGCGGCGGAGCAGGCGCCGGAGAUGACGACUUUGACCAGUUUGAUAAGCCUGGUGCAGAACGGUCCUGGAGAAGAAGAGCUGCUGAUGAGGAUUGGGACAGUGAACUUGAAGAUGACUUACUUGGAGAAGAUUUGCUAUCUGGCAAAAAGAAUCAGUCAGAUUUGUCAGAUGAAGAGCUAAAUGAUGAUCUUUUACAGAGUGAUAAUGAAGAUGAAGAAAAUUUCAGUUCUCAGGGUGUGACAAUUAGUCUCAAUACCACAUCUGGCAUGGUUACAUCAUUUGAACUGUCUGACAACACUAAUGACCCAUCUGGAGAACAGGAAUCUGAGUAUGAACAAGGAGAGGAUGAACUAGUGUAUCACAAAUCUGAUGGAUCUGAAUUGUAUACUCAAGAGUACUCAGAAGAAGGACAGUAUGAAGGCCAUGAUGCUGAGUUGACAGAAGACCAGAUAGAAUAUGUGGAAGAACCAGAGGAGGAGCAACUUUACAGUGAUGAAGUGUUAGACAUUGAAAUCAAUGAACCUUUAGAUGAAUUUACAGAUGAAGAAUACUUGCAGGCUCGCGGUGGGCAGCAGGGGCUGCGCGGGCAGGAGGACUGUGUUGCUGGAGAGGCGUUAGAUGAGAUUACUGAGUCCCAGGUUGCUCCUGACACUGAAGAGGGAGGUAUGGAAACUUUGGAACUCCAAAAGGACGUAAAAGAAGAAUCAGAUGAAGAAGAAGAUGAUGAUGAAGAAUCUGGACGAUUACGUUUCAAAACUGAAAGGAAAGAAGGAACAAUUAUUAGGCUCUCAGAUGUAACUAGAGAGAGAAGGAACAUUCCAGAAACUUUGGAGCUUUCAGCAGAGGCCAAAGCGGCAUUACUUGAAUUUGAAGAAAGAGAACGACAGCAUAAACAAGGACGCUAUGGCUCCAGGCGGGGAGGCCGGCGCGGAGGCCCGCUGAUGUGUCGUGGCGUGGGGGACCAGAGGAGAGAGAGCAGUGAGAGGGGCAGGAUGAAGGACCACAGACCCGCGCUGCUUCCGACACAGCCUCCCAUUGUGACUCACUCUCCAAGAUUAAUUCCUCCUCCGCAGCCACAGCCUCCCCCACCGCCGCCACCGCCUCCGCAGCAGCAGCCAAUCAGAAGUCUGUUCCAGCAGCAGCAGCUCCAGCCGCUGCUGCCCCUGCAGCACCCGCACCACCCCUCCCCGCCACAGGGGAUGCACAUGCCCCCCCAGAUGGAGACCCCGAGGAUAAUGAUGACCCCUCCUCCUGUGACCCCGCAGCAGCCCAAGAACAUACACAUCAACCCACACUUCAAAGGGACAGUGGUGACUCCCGUUCAAGUGCCCUUACUGCCGGUCCCCAGCCAGCCGAGACCCGCGGUGGGACCCCAGAGAUUCCCAGGCCCUCCAGAAUUCGCACAGCACACACCUGGACCUGUUCCCAACAACUUCAGUCAGCCCCCACGACUUCCUCUGCAGGACCAGUGGAGAGCCCCACCCCCACCUCAGGAGCGAGAUCCCUUCUUCUUAGGAGUUUCAGGUGAACCGAGGUUCCCAAGUCAUCUUUUUUUGGAACAGCGAAGUCCCCCUCCACCACCACCUCCUCCCACGCUUCUUAACAGCAGCCAUCCUGUUCCUACUCAGAAUCCUUUACCAUUCACACAGCCAGGACCAGCAUUUAAUCAGCAAGGACAGCAACCCGUGUUCCCUAGAGAGAGGCCUGUCAGGCCAGCCCUGCAGCCUCCGGGUCCGGUGGGAAUUCUGCACUUCAGCCAGCCAGGGGCAGCACCCACACGGCCUUUCAUCCCUCCCCGACAGCCCUUCCUGCCUGGCCCCGGGCAGCCCUUUCUGCCCACUCACGCGCAGCCCAACCUGCAGGGGCCGUUGCAUCCUCCACUGCCACCUCCGCAUCAGCCGCAGCCGCAGCCCCAGCCGGCUCAGCAGCAGCCCCCACACCACCAGCACCAGCCCCCACCCCAGCCCCCACCCCAGCACCAGCCUCCCCCACAGCACCAGCCGCAGCAGCACCACCACCUGUCCGUGCCGCCCCCGCCUCUGAUGCCCAUGGCCCAGCCUCAGUUCAGGCCUCACGUGCAGACCGCCCAGCCUCAGCCAAACAGCAGUCGGGUGCAGGGCCCCCAGCGCCAGGGGCCCAGGCACAAUACAACUUCUCAGAACGUAACCAAACGGCCCAUGCAGCAAAUGCAGCCCACUGCCCCAAGAAACAGUAAUUUGCGUGAGUUACCGAUAGCGCCGUCGCACGUUAUGGAGAUGAGUGGCAGUCGCUGCUCCUCCACGCCCGCGGCUCAGGUGAAGCCCAUCGUUAGCGCCUCGCCGCCCGCCAGGGCUGCGGUGGUGUCCAGGAGCUCGCAGGGAAAGACUGAAGCGAAAGUCAAGCCAGUUAGCCCCGUGGCUCAACCGAAAGAAGAAGCCAAAGUGGAGCCAGAGUUUCCUGAUGAAGAUGAGGAGACAAGGUUAUAUCGCUUGAAGAUAGAAGAACAGAAACGCCUAAGAGAAGAAAUCCUAAAGCAGAAGGAGUUACGACGGCAGCAGCAGGCUGGGGCCAGGAAGAAGGAGUUGCUGGAAAGACUCGCUCAGCAGCAGCAGCAGCAGCAGCUCUAUACCCCACCGCCCCCGGUGGAGCAAGAGGAGCGGGCAUCUUCACCGUCCCCCACCAACGGGAACCCACUGCUGCCCUUCCCAGGUGCACAGGUCAGACAGAAUGUGAAAAACAGACUUCUUGUUAAAAACCAAGAUGUCACUGUUCCAAAUGUUCAGCCCAAAACAUCAAAUUUUAUACCGUCUGGUGCCAACAUGCAGUAUCAAGGACAGCAGAUGAAACCACUGAAACAUCUGAGACAGGCCAGAACAGUCCCUCAAAGUCAAACUCAGCCGCUGCAUAAAGUCCUCCAGAUAAAACCUGCAGACAUGGAAGAGACUGCCCGGGUGGCGUCCAUUCAGGGCCGGCCCCAGGACAUGAAGCCUGGUGGGAAAAGGACUGUCACGCACAGGACAAACAGCGGUGGUGGAGAUGGGCCCCAUGUCAGCUCCAAGGUCAGGGUGAUUAAGCUGUCAGGCGGGCAGGGAGGAGAGAGCGAUGGCUUCUUUCACCUUGAAGGCCAGCCCCAGCGGCUUCCUCAGCCUCCAGAAGUGGGACCACAGCCUGCCCGCAAGGUGACACUGACCCGGGGGGGCCUCCAGCAGCCCCCACACCUACCACCGGGACCCCACACACACUCGGCUGUCCCUCCAGGGAUCAAAAGCAUCCAAGGAAUCCAUCCGGCGAAGAAGGCCAUCAUGCACGGGCGGGGCCGAGGGCUGGCCGGUCCCAUGGGCCGGGGGCGCCUGGUGCCCAACAAGCAGAACCUGCGGGUGGUGGAGUGCCAGCCGCAGCCCUGUGUGGUGUCUGUGGAGGGGCUGUCCUCGUCAACCACCGAUGCCCAGCUAAAGAGCCUGCUGAUGUCCGUGGGACCCAUUCAGAGUUUACAGAUGCUUCCCCAGCAGCGGAAAGCCAUAGCUAAGUUCAAGGAGCCAGCCCACGCGUUAGCGUUUCAGCAGAAAUUCCACAGGCAUAUGAUAGAUUUAUCCCACAUAAAUGUGGCCCUGAUCGUGGAGUGACUUCUAGCGGGAGCCCUGACCUUGUGCUGUACACACACUGUGGGAUUUCUUCAAGGAAGCUGCCAGCCGGCGCAGAGUCCCCAGGAGCUUAGGUCUCUCCGGGCUGUUGCCUCGAGCGCCAGCCAGCCACAGGGUUGAUUCAGAAGAGCUGAACUUACACAGCCAGCUGGAGUUCGGUGUUAGGUUGAUCGCUUCAGAUUCUGUUGUCACCGCAAAGAACUCCAAGUUUUUCGUUUUCUUUUGUUUUCUAAGUGCUUACGAUGCAUGUAGACAUUGUUCUUCGUGAUCUGACUGUAUGAUCGAUCACAGUGACUUAGAUUCAGGAAAGAACAUUAAUGUCACAAAUUCCAAGUAUUUUUCACAGCAAAGAAUAUUUGAUAAUGGUUGCGCUUAUCUUCAGUGCAGGCUAGAAAAGAGUCUUCCCAACCAAGCUUAGCUUGAGUGGGCUCCUCAGAAAGCUCUCAAAGGCUCCUGUAAAACCUAGAUUGAAAUUUGGGUGAUUAUUGAUCGACAUUUGCAUAUCCUGGAAAGCCAGGGUAUGAGUGGGGUGGUUGGGAGUGGUGCCAAUUGAACGGAGAUUCUGCUUCUUGUCAGUAUUUCUAAAGCGCCAACUGUAUGCUCCUGGUCCCGAGGUGAACUGCCCACUUUUUUACACUCUUCUCCAGUCAGGCAAGGGCUCUGGCAGGCCCCUGGCGUGGCACAGAGCAGGGUCUGCCAUGCCCUUGAGGUGGCGGAACAGCCUGAAAGUAGGACAGACCUGUCCAGCUUUUUCUCUCUUUUCAAAUGCAGCCCAGGGUGGCGUGUUUGUCUCGCCGGCUCUGUGAAUGUGAUUCUUUGGGAACCUGGCUAUCAUUGCUUUGAUUGCCCUUUUUUUUCCCGAAGGCCACUUGAGCAGGGGCUGCACUGUCCUUUAUUGGACCUGAGAUGAGGCAAGACUGUGGGGCUGUCCGUGGCGUGUGGCUUGGGGGUGGCUGUCUUCCAGGGACAGCGUAGCCCAAGCUGAGAUGUGUCUGUGUCAUCGUUGAAGCCGCUUUUAGCAAUUCUGGGUAGGUUCCCUUAGGUGAGACUGACGCUGCACAGAAACCUUAGUAGAAUUUGUUCUGGGCAGACACUGAACAAAGUGCCUUACUGUCUUCUGCUCAUGAAGUGUUUCGCUACUUUGGAUAUUCUAAAGUGGACCUGAACCAUUUGAGCAAAUAAUACUAGGGCAUACUCAGACUUUUUAGCUAUGUUUUAUACGUACAAUUUCAUGUCACAUUUAUUAAUAGAAUUAAGGGAUCUAGAAGCCUGUUACCACUUACUGCCUCUGGAGCGAGUGUGGCCCUAGGGCUGUCGGCCUCCGGAAGGAGGGGCUGGGGAUGAGGGCACAGGCUUGUCUCCUCUUGUGUCCACAGUUGAAAUUUUAUAUAUUUAUUCAAAUUAAGUUACCAAAACAAUAUUAAGAACUGGAGAAGAAUAUUCCAGACCCUGUGAGACCUUGUGUAGCCUGGAUUCUAAACGGCAUUGUGUGCUUACGGGAAACACUGGCAGCUGCAGGUGGGGGUUGGCGGCUGCUCUUCAGAAGCAGCGGCCCCAGGAGACCACAGCACCGUGGCUGUGCUGGUCCCCUGCAGCUGUGCUGCCGGGCGCCUCUGGCCCAGACAGCCCCGACCCAGCUUUGGAAGACGGGCUCGUAAGCCAGCCCUGCCUGGCGGUGCCGGUGGGGGACACCCAUGCGACAGGUCCCUUCCCCUCAGUGGCUCCUCCACCAUCAGGAGCCACUGUGCUCACAGUUAGAUGCCGAUGUGCUCAUAUAUUUAAAAAGCAUAGUUUAUUUAUCUCAGUCCACAGAGAGUUACGUCGAAAUGAUGAGUUUGGUAGCUCCUGGGCUCUAAUUUUAAAGAGAGCUCCAAACCACUUAGUGUACCCAAGGGCAGUGGGAAGGCUUACUAACUUAUUUUAUCACCGAAAACUUCCUGAUGCAAUAAAAUGAGUUUAACAAAUUUUUACCACUUUCUGAAGUAGUCUGAGUGUGCUGUGGUUUAAAAACCAACAAUCUGCACGCAGUCUCUGAGAAGCAGGCACGAAGCACACGGCAGGCAGCCAGUGUUAGUGACGCCAGCCCGGCCCGGGCACCGUUGCUCACAGCAGGCGCCAUGGCUGCUGGAAGGUCUGCGUUUGGUGCCGAGUGUGACGGGGACCGGGCAGGUGUGUGUCUGUAACUGUGCACACACACAAGUUUUCUCUGGGUAGAAUGCUCCGGAAAGGCCAUCAGCAGAGUCUCCCGGCCUGUCCUAAAGCACCAGUUAGAACAGCCACACACAGUCCCGCUGCUCUUACUGCAAACGACCAUUGGAAAUGGGCUCUUAGUUCCAGACCAUCCCAGUAAUAAAGAGUUAGUUUCCUUUAAGGAAGCUGCGGAAAAGGAAAGAAGCAGAAUUAGAAAGUAAUGUUAUUUCCAUUUUUCUUGCGCUUCUCGCUUUUCGCAGCGAUGUCAGACCGCAUAAGCUGAACCCUCGUGGAAGAUCUGCUGCAACCAUUAUCUUUGUUCUUUAUUUAUCAUGCAUUUAAAACGAGAGGCAGAAGCAUUUAGCAUACUGUGUAAAUAUGGACCUUUUAAAAUCAGAAUGUUACUGGGAAUGCUUUCAACUCAGCAACAUCUUAGCUAUUUGUUAGUUCUUUUGUGUUGUCGUAUCAAAGUUUAAUGGAUACAGUUCCAUAAUUGUUGAUGUGUUUGUGUGUAUAUUCGAUUUUUAUAAAGAUGGUAGUAAGUCAAUACAUUUAUCCUGAUCUGUGUAUUAUUUGUUCACAAAUUCAAGAAGCCUAACGGCAGUAAAUACCAAUAUAUUUCAUAAGGUAAAUCAAUAGAUAAUUAUGUGGAGCCAAGUUACUUUUCUCUUUCUUUUUGCGUUACCUUGUUUUGAUUUUGUGAUGUAAUAUAAGUUCACUUAGCCACGUGUCUGAACAUAGCACUGCAUUGCCAUCGGCCGGCCCCAUUGUUAAGUCCUCAUGCGGACACUCUUCUAAAGGGUAACUCUCGUCUCCUUUCCGAGAGAAAUGUUGAGGGGUCCCCCUCUCAGGACAGGCGGCGUCCUAUAUAGGAGCCUGCACCCUGCCUCGCUGGAGGAGAGUUUAUGGGUUGGGAGCGGGAAGUGGUUUCAUCGGAACUGUUUCUAAUAUGGGUAGUCCUUAACGUGAUUUGUAAAGGUCCCGGACCAACAGUUGUUUAAGCUGUAGCAUUUCUGAAUUGUGACAGAGCUUAGAUCCUGCACCCAGCUUUUUUUUCUGAAAUAGCAUUUUGAUGAGUUCUGUAAGCAGAAGGCUUUGUUACUGAAGGAGGUGGGAGGAGUUUAGUGUGAAGGGGAGGGAGGGAGGGAGAGGCCCGGGAGAGGAGGGUCCUGUAGGAUGGGGAAGCUGUCCUCCCAAUGUUAACAGGAAACUUCUAGCACACUGGCCAUAAGGGGAGGUCAUCGGUCACGUGGAGAGCUCGCAGGCCAGGGCGCCUGCAGGCAGCAGGGGAGCGUCCGCUGGAUGAAUCUCACGGCAGCGGGACAGGGCCACCCUCCCGGGCGCCUGCGUGGCUCCUCUUAUAGGACCCGGGCACGGUGAGGCGCGGCAGGCGCAGAAACCCGAGGACCUGGAGCCUUCCUCCUAGGGUGGGUUUUAAGAACCAUCCAUUUUUUGUUGUUGUUGGUUUUUUUUUUUUUUUUUUUUUUUUUGGCUUUUGGUUUUUAAUUUUGGUCUGUUUCUUUUGUUUUUUAUUUGUCACUUUAAUGGGAAGGUAAGCUCAACAGGCUCAUAGUCCAUGGACUGACUUGUUGAAGACAGGUUGUAGUCACAUAAUUGCACAAAAAAAGGGGGUCUGUGUGUGUGGCGGCCGUAGUGUUGUUCCUGGACAUUGCAGAGUCCUGGAAACGCCACUUCUCUGUGGCUUUCCCUCCUUUGCCCUCGCUGGAGAUAGGAGCUGCCCAGGAGUCGAGAACCAUGUCCCAGUGCAGGGUCUGCAGGGCCGGGGUCCCUGGGGGUGACUCCAGGCUUCUGCUUUUCUGUUGUUCCUCCUGCCUCCUCUUCGGAGGACUCAGCUCUGGCUUCGCAUACUCCCUGGCAGACCCUUCUUGCCCUUGUUGUAUUAAGCUAUAACCCCCAUCCUCUUUUUUUUGUUUUGUUUUUUUCUUUUUGCUUAUUUGGAGUGGGAGGGGAAAGGGUGGGAGAGAGAGAAAACUUGAAAGGGAUUGUUUGGUCUUUAAAACCUUGUAAGUGGUGUAUUCUAAGACGGGUAACUAUUGGGGUGUUGAAGGAUAGGAAGGGACUGAGAGGUCCCCCCCAAAUAAAGGAAGCCACAAUAAGUGUAGAUGAAUUAGGAGUAAAGUUUAGAUACUUUACUGUAUUUAACAAACAUUUCUACUGACCUCAACUAUUUUUAAAAUUUGUGAAUGAAGUGUUAUUUGGGACAUUCUUAAAUAUGAACUCUCCCAAGGCAUUUAGCCUUGACUUAAUAUUAAAUCCUAAGGAUUUUAUGUAAGGUUUUUUGCAACCUAUUUAAUUUUUAUCAUUCAAAAUACCUAACUUCUUAGGUACAUAAACCCAUGGUUUUGUGUCCUGGAACCAAAGCAGAACCACUGAUUCAUAUUGGAUCCCAGGUGUACUGGUGGCAGUGUGGUCGGAAGGGCCGUUUGUCUCACACGCUGUCACCUGUCUCUGCUAGAGGAUGUUUUAGACACCUCAGCUCUCUCUGUCAUGUUUGGUAGGAAAUCUUUAAAUUUUGACGGGUGGAUGGAACAGGUAUUUUUAGUGAGACGUUUCUUGAGUACUUUUUCCUUUUACUUCUAACCGACUAAAAUAUACAGAGGUCUUCAUGCUUGGUGUUUUGCUUGUUUUUAGUUCGCUAAUUUUAAAAGGUAUGUAGAAAAAUAUAGGGCCUUUAAAAGGAAAGAAAUGUCAUGUAGUUUUUUAUCUUAAUAUGUUCCAGAGUGGACAAGCAGACAGGUACUGUUUUUAAUGUAUUCUGUGUUUAAUAAUUUAACGUACUCUAGAAAGUAGACUCAUGACAUUCUCUUAGCAUGAUUUUCUUUUAAACUGCUCUUCAUUUUAAGGGCGCAUGUAGUGGAAGCUGAUUUUUAAAGGACUUUAGACUUUAUGCAUUCUACAGUAUUUUCUUAGAAUGUAUACAAUUUUAAAAUAACAUGCUCACACAACACGUUUUGCUAUCAACCCAGGAGCAAGUAAUCACUCAUUUUAUAAUCCAGCUUUGCUUUUCACAGGUGUGGCAUCCAGAAAGGUUUCCUCUGUGAGGGCUUUAACUCUUGGGCUUUAAUUCUGCUAUUUAAUUUUCAGGUAUAACAACGACAAAGCACACAAUCUGUUUUUUCAUUUUUGAGCUGGUUCUGUUUGUUGGACGUUACUGUUCUCUUCUUGAGCCUGUUCCUUCCGUAACGGCACGGCUUGGCCACGCCACGCGCUGGGCUGUCCCUCUCCUUGCUCUUCUCUUCUUUCCUGACUCCAACUCGCCCGCCGGCCGGACGCUGACCGCUCCUUCCCGCGCUGAGACCCUGCGCUGUCCCUCGCUUUCCGGCUCCGUGGGUUUCCCCGCUGCCCUCCCGCCCUGCUGCCGCCCUGGCUGCCGAGGGGCUGUCCCUCCUCCCCUCGGUGUUCGGUGCGGAGCCCCGCCCUGGGCGGGGGCGUCGUCAGUGCUUUUGGUCUGCGUUCACGACUGGAUCACCCCUAAACCUUUGCUUUGACAGGUCUUGACUCACGAUUUAUUCCUCCAGGUCUGAUGGGGAGAAUAACAUUUGAUUCUGUUGCUUUGCAGUUUGGCCCUGUAGGAGUUGGCGAUGCAAAGGUGCCGGCGACGGCGGCGCGCGGUGGCCGUGCCAUUAAUCACCCCUUCUGUUUCUCACCCUCUACUUUGCAGGACCUCUUGUGCGUGGGCUCAGUGUUAGUAGUAGCGCCGCUCAUUCCGCUCGGAAGUGACGGCCGUCUGGCCUUGGUGCCGCCCUCGCCGACUGGGGCCGCGCUGGCCGUGAUGCGCACGCGCGCUGGGUGCCGCAUCCGGGCGCCGCUCUGGUGUGGGGUGUAGUCUGUGUUGCCUGGGAGUGCUUGCAAGUUCAGAAAUCGAGAUGGCUGGAUUGCAUUCCCCUGGGUUUGAUCUACUUCCUGUUUUCUGCCAAGUGCCCGACGUUUACGUUUGUGGAAAUGACGUUGCCUUGUUUUACCCCAUUGUUCACUUUGCGUUCAUGGCUGCGGUAACUUUUUCAGGAAUAUAUGUGAAGAAUAAUAGUGACGUAGUUAAAAAGCAGAUGUAUUGUUGUGUGUAUCAUUUGUGUGACUUCAUACCAAAAAAUGUGUUUCAGCUUUACUGUAUGUAAUUUCAAAGGUGUGUUAAUAAAAUCUUGCAGUUCCCACUCUGA
Molecule: messenger RNA, 10268 nt
Organism: Lemur catta (Ring-tailed lemur)
Lineage: Eukaryota; Metazoa; Chordata; Mammalia; Primates; Lemuridae
Gene: RBM33
Product: RNA binding motif protein 33
Exons: 19
Coding region: 259-3882 (1207 amino acids)
Molecular function (GO): RNA binding
Source: RefSeq, a predicted model, not a curated record